Ahaetulla prasina is the source of this 2555-nucleotide messenger RNA. RefSeq names its product carbohydrate sulfotransferase 12 (gene CHST12). Gene Ontology annotation, molecular function: sulfotransferase activity. The record is from RefSeq and is a predicted model, not a curated record. Lineage: Eukaryota; Metazoa; Chordata; Lepidosauria; Squamata; Colubridae. The transcript is spliced from 2 exons. The coding region runs from base 564 to 1820 and encodes 418 amino acids. Gene Ontology annotation, cellular component: membrane. Gene Ontology annotation, biological process: carbohydrate biosynthetic process; proteoglycan biosynthetic process.
GCCAACCAACCCCUUCCAAGAAAACUGCAGGGCCAUUAAUCACUCCCCCCUACCCACUUGCUGGGAGAAAGUACUUAAAGCCCCUUCGGGGAUGGCUGGGUGGAUGGAGAAGCGAAGCUCGGAGUUGCAGCGGGAGCUUCUCUUCCUCUCCCCGAGCGCCGCGGGGAGCAGCCCGCCAGCAUCCCCGGAGCGCAGCGCAGCGCAGGAGUUAAGCAGCCAAGGCUUGAGCGGGUCUUGCGCGGCCGGGCAUCUCAGCGCAGCUCAUCGCAGCGCAGGGGGAGCAUCGGGCGGCGCUUGAGCUGGCUGGGGGAGACCCCCCGAGCCGAGCCGGGCCGGGCUUCUCGCGAGAGGGGCGGCGCAGCCCCAGCCGGAGGAGGAGCCGCGGCCGGGGCUGGCCGGAGAAAGAAAGAAAGCGGGAUAACCGCGCGGCCGAAGCGCGAUCCGGGCAGCGGGGCCGGCCGGAGGUUGUGACCAUCCAUCAAAGCCAUGUUGGAUUCCAGAGGUUUUCCGUUGAGUUGGAGAUGAGCUCCAUGAGGAAGUAGCUCAAGACCCCACCUGGCAGAAUGACCAAGGCCCGGCUUUUCCGUCUCUCGGUGGUCCUUGGCUCCAUUUUCAUGAUCUUGUUGAUCAUCGUGUAUUGGGACAAUGUCGGAACCGCGCAUUUCUACCUCCACACCACCCUCUCGAGGCCUCAGGGGGUGCUCCCCACAGCGGGGAAGGACAACCCAGGGUCUCUGCUGGAGAUGGACGACUUUUUGGAGAACCUAUUAAAUUCCAACCUGAAAAAGAACAUCGAUGUGGGCCGGAAGGCCGAGAAGCCCAAGACGCCCUUGCGUGCUUCAAGCAAACCCGGGGCCAGCAACUUGGAGGAGAACGUCAGAGGCUACGACUGGCCCACCCGGGAGGCCAACGUGGUGGUGGACCAAGCCAAGUUGCAGAAAGAGAGACGGCAGAUGUUGCAGGACUGGUGCGCCAAUUCCAGCUUCUCCUUCCCGACCAAGGAGAGGACCUUUGAUGACAUUCCCAACUACGAGCUCAACCACCUCAUCGUCGAUGACCGUCACGGCAUCAUCUACUGCUAUGUCCCCAAAGUGGCCUGCACCAACUGGAAGCGGGUGAUGAUUGUCCUGAGCGAAAGCUUAAUGGAUCAAGGCGUCCCCUACGUUGACCCUUUGGACAUUCCCCGCGAGAAUGUCCACAACACCAGCACCCACUUCACCUUCAACAAAUUCUGGCGCCGCUACGGCAAAUUCUCCCGCCAUCUCAUGAAGAUCAAACUCAAGAAGUACACCAAGUUCCUCUUCGUCCGGGACCCUUUCGUUCGGCUGAUCUCGGCCUUCCGGAGCAAAUUUGAGCUGGCCAACGAGGAAUUCUACCGCCGGUUUGCCAUCCCCAUGCUCAAGCUCUACUCCAACUACAGCAGCCUGCCGACGUCGGUGAGCGAGGCCUUCGAGGGUGGCUUCCGCGUCUCCUUCUCAGACUUCAUCCAGUACUUGUUGGACCCUCGGACAGAAAAGUUGGCCCCUUUCAACGAGCAUUGGAGGCAGGUGUACCGCCUGUGUCAUCCCUGCCAGAUCGAGUAUGACUUUGUCGGCAAACUGGAGACCUUGGACGAAGACGCCACGUACCUGUUGCAGCUUCUCAAGGUGGACCAUCUUCUCCACUUCCCUCCCAGCUACCGGAACAGGACAGCCAACAGUUGGGAGGAGGACUGGUUUGCUAAAAUCCCCAUGGCGUGGCGACAGCGGUUAUACAAACUCUACGAGGCCGAUUUCGUACUUUUCGGAUAUCCUAAACCAGAAAACCUGCUCAAAAACUGAGCAAGAGUGAGGUGGAGGAGUGUCCCCCCCCCAAAUCCCAAAGAAUCCUCCUUAUUUGAUGUCCCCCAAAUCAGGGGGUCCCUCAUUCCCGGGUCGUAGCCCGGGACUGGGCCGCGGCCUGUUCAAAACCGGACCGCAUGAGUAGAAGGUGAGUGUGCACACGCAGCUCAAUUUGCGCAAGCGGUGGGCACUUACUCGGGUGCGCGCGUGAAGCUCCAUUUGUGGGACCGGCGGGCAUGCCCACCGCUCGCACAAAUGAAGCUUCACAAAUGCGCGCGAGUGCCCGUCACUCACGCAACUGGAGCUUCAUGCACGUGUGCGAGUGCCCGUCGCUCGUGCAAAUGGAGCUUCACAUGCGUGUGUGAGAGCCCACCGCUCAUGCCAAUCGAGCUGCGGGUGUGAGCCUGCCGCUCACACGGAACCAUUUCCUCCCCAUCACCACCACCAGUUUGCAAAGCUGGAAAGGUUGGGGACCACUGCCCCAAAUAACAAGGGUCUCUCCAGGUGAACCUCCACAAGUGUACUUUUUUCUACAGGCUCAGUGGCAAGCUCCCGAAACCUUCUGCAGAAAAGGUUUUCGAAGCCCCUCUUUGUCCAGUGUGACCUCUUUAUUUUUGCCGUUGUGUUACGAUCCGGUGGGUUCCGCCGCCAUUUUAUGUUGAUGCUUUUUCUUGGUGCAUUUAAAACAAAUGGAAAGAAAGAAUUAAUAUAUUAAAAAAAAAUAUUUAAUACGGA